Messenger RNA from Ilex paraguariensis (yerba mate), 663 nucleotides. The record is from the annotation of a GenBank genome assembly. NCBI's taxonomy places the organism in Eukaryota, Viridiplantae, Streptophyta, Magnoliopsida, Aquifoliales, Aquifoliaceae.
AUGUACUCAGACUCCAUACUAGAUAAGAUGAUCUUGCUUCUUACUAUACCGAGAAACAACUCCUCCACCAAGGGUGAACACAUUACCCAAGGUUCCACUUCAUUUCUGCCUUUGCAUCUCCCUCUACCUUUCCUUACAUUUGAUGCAACUGUGUUGCCUGUGCUGACUGGGCUAGUAGUUACAACACUUGUUUGUCUUGCUUCACUGUGGUCAAAGAAGGCAAAACAUGCUGCGUCAACUAAGUGGUUACAUGAUGCUUUCCACCACUUCCUUUGUUGGCACGGGAAAAUUGGUACCAAGGAGGCCUUUGAUUGGGUUUCUAGUGAACCUUUGAUUGUUAGAGCUUCAGCUGUAAUUGGUAGACUCAUGGACGACAUGGUAGGACAUGAGCAUGGGCAAGAGAGAGGAGAUGUAGCAUCAGCUCUGGAGUGUAACAUGAAACAACAUGGAGCCUCAAAACAGGAGUGUUACAUGAAACCACACGGAGCCUCAAAACAAGAGGCAUAUGCUGAGUUUGACAAACAAGUUACAAAUUCAUGGGAGGAUAUAAACCAAGAAUGCCUCCAUCCAACCAUUGUUCCAAUGCCUUUACUUACACAAGUCCUCAAUCUUGCGCGGGUCUUAGAUCUUCUCUACAAGGACAAACAUGGACAGAAUCCAUAG